AUGGCACUGUAUGAAGCUCUGUAUAGGCGAAGGUGUAGAUCACUAAUUGGUUGGUUCGAAGUCAGAGAAGCGGAGAUGUUAGGACCUGAUUUGGUCUAUCAGGCUACGGAGAAAGUCAACUUGAUACAAAGGCAUUUGAAGACGGAUCAAAGUCGCCAAAAGUCCUAUUCGGACGUACGACAUAGAGACUUAGAGUUCCAAGUUGAUGAUUGGGUGUUUCUGAAAUUCAUGGGAGACCCGUCACUUGUGGUUCCUCCAGAGGUUAUAGGGGUUAAAGACAACAUGUCUGACGAAGAAAUUCCACUGGCUAUUCUUGAUCGUCAAAUUCGCAAGCUUAGAACUAAAGAAAUUGCUUCAAUAAAAGUUCUUUGGAGGAACCAAAAGGUUGAAGAGGCUACGUGGGAAGCUGAGGAGGACAUGAAGUCCAGAUAUCCCCAUCUCUUUGAAAAGCAAAAGGAAAAUGUAGAAG
Messenger RNA from Nicotiana tabacum (common tobacco), 469 nucleotides. The record is from RefSeq and is a predicted model, not a curated record. Lineage: Eukaryota; Viridiplantae; Streptophyta; Magnoliopsida; Solanales; Solanaceae.